Molecule: messenger RNA, 1542 nt
Organism: Saccoglossus kowalevskii
Lineage: Eukaryota; Metazoa; Hemichordata; Enteropneusta; Harrimaniidae
Product: synaptotagmin-17-like
Biological process (GO): calcium-ion regulated exocytosis
Cellular component (GO): plasma membrane; exocytic vesicle
Molecular function (GO): phosphatidylserine binding; clathrin binding; calcium ion binding
Source: RefSeq, a predicted model, not a curated record
AUGACUUGGUCUACAUUACAAAGUGCAGUUGGAGGACCUAUUCUGACUUGGUCCACAUUACAGUGUACAGAUAGAGGACCCGAUCUGACUUGGCCCACAUGGCAGAAUACAGAUAAAAGAUCUGCUAUGACUACGUCGACAUUACAGAAUACAGAUAGUGGAUCUACUAUGACCUUGUCCACAUUACAGAUUACAGAUAGAGGAUCUACUAAGACUCCGUCCAGAUUACAGAGUCCGGAGACGCUGUUAUGGAAGUUGUUCAAUGCGGUUUGUCGAUGUAGUUGGUGUUAUUGCUGCGAUUGUUGCCAGAAACAACCAGAAGAUGAUCCUUGCCCAUCAUGUACACACGUUGACAGUGAACGUCAACAGGAAGAUGACAGGAGAUGUUCGGUCGACUCACGACGAUCUUCAGCGGUUGAUUCAAGAAGAGGUUCGUCCACGGCAUCAUGUGAAUCCCGACGACCCAGCACUCCGGCUCCAGUUAUCGAUAUGAAACCGAUAGAGUUCUGGACUGCCAGUACUAAUAAAGAAGCAGUACAGCCUCGUACGCCAACUAGAAGGUUCCAUGGCGAAUUCACGCAAUUUAGUGAUGUCAACAAAUUUCAGCCCAAAUUAUACGAUGUAGUGGAACAUCAGAAGGAACUAACUGAUGAUGAAAAGAUGGCGCGUUAUCGACUCGGAAAGAUACAUUUCAGUUUAGAAUACACAACUGUUCUAAACCAAUUAAUUGUUGGCAUUAUCGAAGCUAGGGAUGUCGCACUACCUAUGUGUAAUGACAAACAGGAUCUGGCACACUCAAACCCUUACGUUAAGUUAUGUUUAUUACCGGACCAGAAAAACAGCCACCAAACCUCGGUUAAAAGAAAAACCCAACACCCGGUCUUCGAGGAAAGUUUCAUCUUUGAAUUGCCAUACAGGGAGGCACAGAGACGAACGCUGUUGUUGUCAGUGCAAGAUUUUGAUAAAUAUUCUCGUCAUUGUGUUAUUGGUCAGCUGAUCUUACCCCUGGAAGGAAUGAAUCUAAUUAAAGGAAUUCGCAUGUGGAAACCGCUACAGCCGAGUACGCAGGACAGCCCGGCAUUGGGUGAAAUCCUGCUGUCCCUCAAUUAUCUGCCAUCUGCAGGCAGAUUAAAUGUUGAUGUCAUCAAGGCCAAACAGUUACUACAAACAGAUAUGGUAGUGGGCUCAGAUCCAUUUGUCAAAAUUCAGAUGUUACACGGAUUAAAGUUAUUCAAAACAAAAAAAUCAUCUACAAAAAGAAAUACCAUCGAUCCCGUGUUCAAUGAGUCAUUUAACUUCAAUGUAUCUCCCGCCAUGCUGUGCGAUACAAGUUUGGUUCUGUCAGUAUGGGAUUAUAACUAUAAAUGCAGAGAUGAUUUUGUUGGACAGUUGGCCUUGGGCAGGUACUCUUCAGGACCAAGUGAAAUGACCCACUGGAAUAGAAUGCUACAUUGUCAGCGCUCACCAGUGGCACAGUGGCAUUCACUGCACACACGCGAGGAAUGUGAACAGAUAUCGCCUGCUUCUGCGGCUGUGUCUUGA